GUGAGAGCACGACGACGACGGUCGGCCGUAACACACGCCGCUCGUGCUCCACGUCGAGUAGGAGAAACGUUUCCUCGCUUCUUCGCUUCGUUCUUUCUAGUCCCUCUUUCUCUCUCUCUCUCCCUGUCCGGCGCGCACAAUCCCGUCGUGCUCCGCGCACGGCUCGUCCGGUGCAACUUCACGAGGUACGCGUCGUCGCCUCCAUUUUCGGUGCUCCGGUGCGCACGUCGUCGCUCGUAAUCGUCGCCGGUACCGCACGCAGGACAUCGUCGUCGUCGGUGUGCACACGCCGCCGAACGUAGAGACACGCAGCGGUGCUAGAGGACGCGUCGCGAAACACACACACGUACGUACGUAUACAUUGUUGUAUGGACACACGCGGCACGGGACGAGACAGUGCGUAACAGUGUAUGUCGGGAGCGCGCGCGACCGUCGAGCGUCAUCGUCAUCCUCGAUCUCACCUCGUAAUACACUCUCGCAGUCUUCGUCCACGUCGUGUCUGGCGCGCGCGCGCGCGCGCGCCUUCCUCGUGCGAACGUUCACGAGUGCGAUGUGAGGGAGAGAGAGAGAGAGAGCGAUAGAGGAUCGCGCGCGGCCAGGACGACACUCGGUCGGGACACAGCAGCAGUGCGGGUGGUGAGAAAGAGACGAUUUCGUGAAGAGCUUCUCGCAGUGGUUCGCGCGGCGCAAAUCGGUGGGUGCGUUCGUCCUUCGCCACGAGGAGCAGGCAGGAGCGGUAGAAGGAGGGAGCCGGAGUUAUACCCCCGAGUGUCAAGAUCAGCUAUGCGUCUCGGUGCGUGAUGGCCAGGCGAGCCUCUCCAGCCAGCGGCGGUGGCUUCCUCUCGACCGGUAGACUCAUGGAUACGUGGAUAUUCUUCCUGUUCGUCGCCAUUGCCGACGUGGCGGCGUCGGUGGAGGUUCACUUCGAGAACAAGGACGGCGGUUUCUUCCUGAAGCACUUGCCGCGCCAGUACUACCCAGCUCGCACGGACUCGGUGCCGGCGACCUCGACGUCGUCGAACACCAACAACAACAGCAACAAUGGCCCGGGCACGGCGCCGUCGCCGCCGCCCGGCUCGGUCCUCUCGAUCGACAAGUUCACCGUCUUCCAGACGAGCGAGCCGGUGUCGGUGAGGGCUACGUACGGGCCCUUCAGCACGAAGCAGACGGUGCCGGCGCGCUACAUAGUCCCCGACCCCCUGGACGCGCUCCCCGGGCCGGAGACGCGGCGCAACCUCACCGCCGCGACGAUCCUCGACGCGCAGGAGCUCGGCGCCCGGCACCUCGACAUGUCGGCCCACCUCGUGGGCAACAGCGUGCCGCGCGACUCCCCGGUGCUCAGGGUGCUCUUCCACGCGGGCAGCGAGGCCGGUGGUAGACGUCAGCUGCUGUUAACGCGGCACCAGCGGGUCUGCGUGGUGCUGCACGCCAGCUUGGCGACUCCGUUGAGGAACAACAACCUCGCCAGCCGGAGCAACGGCCGCGGCGGUUACUCUUCCUCCUCCUCCUCCUCUUCCACGUUGACGGCGGCGUGCAGCCCCGACGGCGAGAACGGCGUGUGCCUCGCGCAGAUCACUAUACCGGCCAAUUGGUGGGUUCCGUUGCCGCCACCCGACUCCUCCGGCCGCGUCAAGGUCCCCAAGAGUCUGCCGCGAUUGAUCCAGGUCGCUUACUCCGUGCUGGAACCGCGUAUGGAGGAGGGGGCCGGCCUUGGCGCCGGUGGCGGCGGCUCAGCUGCCGACGGCUCGGGCUUCUGCCGACCCAGGGUGCAGAUUCAGCCGGUCACUCCCUUGGGUCAAGUGCCGUUGGCGCCGAACAAAGCGGAUUACAAGGAGCUGAGGGCGGACGACCGGCUGACGCUGUUAGUGCCGCACGGCCCGCUCUAUCCGAGGUCCAGGCUGUACGUUCCGGCCUUCCUGCACUCCGACAAGGCGGCGGACCAGCGGCAGGAGCGCUCGUCCCAGUUCAUCGUCGCGGUUUACAUCAGAGUGAAGGUGAGACCGGGCGUGAAGAUCCUGGAGGGCUCGUCCAGCAGCCCGGACUGGAUCGUCGAUAACGACGUCAACGCGAAGAACACGGCGGCGACGUUCACAGUGCGACGCAAGGAGAACGCGUCGCGUGUAUCGAGCUCGUAA
Messenger RNA from Dinoponera quadriceps, 2135 nucleotides. RefSeq lists its product as uncharacterized. The transcript is spliced from 3 exons. Lineage: Eukaryota; Metazoa; Arthropoda; Insecta; Hymenoptera; Formicidae. Bases 801 to 2135 code for a protein of 444 amino acids. The record is from RefSeq and is a predicted model, not a curated record.